Messenger RNA from Diprion similis, 4563 nucleotides. RefSeq names its product E3 ubiquitin-protein ligase MIB2 (gene mib2). Lineage: Eukaryota; Metazoa; Arthropoda; Insecta; Hymenoptera; Diprionidae. Gene Ontology annotation, biological process: protein ubiquitination. The record is from RefSeq and is a predicted model, not a curated record. Gene Ontology annotation, molecular function: protein binding; ubiquitin-protein transferase activity; zinc ion binding. Gene Ontology annotation, cellular component: cytoplasm. The coding region runs from base 181 to 3225 and encodes 1014 amino acids. The transcript has 12 exons.
UGAGUAAUACACACAAUACUGUGAAAAUGUCGGGUUAUUUUGGGUUACCCGCAUAGUAAAAUACUUGGUUAGCUGCCGACAUCGUUUACGUUGAAAGUUGUACGCCCUGUGCAAUUCACCCGUGAUAUCUAUCCUUGCGAUGCUGUCGUAGGAUAAACACGGUCAAUUUCCUCAAGAGAUAUGGAAGUGGGAUUGCGGGUUGUUCGGGGCCUGCAUUGGUCUUGGGAAAACCAGGACGGUGGCGAGGGCCAUGCAGGCACUGUCAUAGAAGUUGGAAAGUCGUCUGGCUCUGGUAAUCCUUCAAAUUCGACUGCAAACACUGCUGACAAGACACCUGACAAGACUGUAAUUGUUCAGUGGGACAGAGGGUCGAGAAGUAAUUAUAGAAUCGGAUAUCAGGGCGCCUACGAUCUACUGGUCUUUGACAAUGCAGCUGCCGGUAUCAAGCACUCAAAUAUAAUCUGUGACGGCUGUAGAAGACACGGAAUUGCAGGAAUCAGGUGGAAGUGUGCACAGUGCAUUGAUUACGACCUUUGUACCCAGUGUUAUAUGGCGGAUGUUCAUUACCUUAAUCACACCUUCCAGAGAUUUCAAACUGCAAAUGCUAUAGGUGUGCAACUAACUCCAAGAGAAGGUUGCACUAAAAUACCAUUAAAAGGGAUAUUCAUUGGUGCCAAAGUUGUUAGAGGACCAGAUUGGGAGUGGGGUAAUCAAGACGACGGUCCCGAUAAAACGGGCCGUGUAAUGGACAUUCGUGGAUGGGACAAUGAAAGUAGUCGGUCAGUAGCAACUGUGACAUGGUCGACUGGUACCACAAACGUGUACAGACUUGGCUACAAAGGGUGCGUGGAUCUCUGUUAUGUUGAAGAAGCUACGUGCGGUACUUAUUACAAAGAGCACUUACCUGUUCUUGGGCACGUUGUGAUGAUGAUGCCAGUAUUGGAUCAACCCGCAAUACCUAAUGGUGGUAAUCCUACUCUGAGUCCUCGACAUUUGUCUUUUAGUGUUGGGGACAAAGUCAGAGUUCUAAUGGAAGUUGAGACAUUAAAACAAAUGCAAAUUGGUCACGGUGGUUGGAAUCCACGCAUGGCUGAAUAUAUUGGAAAGAUCGGCACAGUUCAUCGAGUCACAGACAAGGGUGAUAUUAGAGUCCAGUACGAAUCUUGCAAUAAUCGGUGGACUUUCCAUCCAGGAUCCUUGACCAAAGUCACUACCAAAGAUACAUUCACACUUGGAGACAUUGUUAGGGUCAAGACUGAUGCUACAUCUGUCAAGCAUUAUCAACGUGGCCAUGGAGAAUGGAUAGAUGUUAUGAAAACUGUCUUAGGGAAAACAGGAAAAGUAAUUAAAAUUUAUUCCGAUGGAGACAUUCGGGUGGAAUUUGACGGGCACACGUGGACUUUCAAUCCAGUAAACGUAACAUUGGUUCCACCAACAAGACCUGGAAAUGGAGGUCAAGGUGAUGCUAAUCGAUUCAGAGAUCGGUCGAAUGCAUUAAAUCCGUCCUGGCGUCCCGAUGGCGUUACAGGGUCAGGUGAUAAUAGUAUCGACAACGAAGUAGAGAAAUUGCUGCGAGAUGCAGCCUGUGGAGAAGCUGGAGUUGCUUCAGUUAAAGAAUUUUUACGUAAAAAUCCUGGUAAAGUUGAUGCAAGAUCUACCAGACCAGGAGGUGGUGACAAAACGUGCCUGCAAAUAGCUGCCCACCAGGGUCAGUGUGACAUCUGUUCAUUAUUACUGGAUGCUGGCGCAUCCCUCCAAGCUGUGGACGAAGACGGGGAUUCCCCUCUUCAUUACGCUGCAUUUGGAAACCAGCCGGAAAUAAUGGAAUUGUUGUUGGCACGUGGCGCAGCUGUUGAUGCAGUAAAUAACAGCAGAUGUAGCGCAUUACACGUGGCAGUAAACAAGCAGCAUGCUGCAUGUGUCCGAAUUUUGUUACACCAUGGGUGCGAUGUCAAUCUUCAAGACGAAUAUGGGGAUACAGCGCUACACGAUGCGAUUGGUAAAGAUGAUCUUGACAUUGUUGAAGCUUUAUGCUUGUGCGACCGCCUUGACGUGACCCUUCGCAAUAGAAGAGGGUUUAACAUCCUUCAUCACGCAGCUUUGAAGGGGAACACUUUUGCGACUGAAAAGCUUGUGGCUAAAGCCAGACAGUUAGUGGACAUAAAAAAAGAAGAUGGAUUCGCGGCUCUUCACUUAGCAGCUCUGAACGGGCAUCGUGACGUUGUGGCGACGCUCCUUUCGCCUACAGGUGGUUGUGCGCGUGUAGAUUUGCGUAACAACCGUCGUCAGACGCCACUGCAUUUGGCUACCUCUCAGGGACACUUAGAACUUGUUGAAUUACUGGUCCGACAUCAUGCUGACAUUCUUGCCCAGGACGAAGACGGGGAUACUGCACUUCACAUAGCAAUCACUAAAUGUCGACCUCAUCCCACCAGUGUCACACCGACAGAUGAGAAUAGCGAAUUUUCAGUUGUACAUGCGAUCUGGCAAAAUUUACUAAGGCAAGGAGCAAGAGCAGAGAUGGCUUUGGCAUGCUUCCUCGUCAGUUCGGACAGUUCCGGUCUCCUACUAGAGCAAGUAAGGAAUACUAAAGGAAAGUCGGCAUUGGACUUGCUGCACGCAGACCCAGAAUACGCAGCUUUAGCUGAUCUUUUACGUUCUUAUCAAACAGCUGUAACCAGCGGUAGUGAAGUACCAAGCAGUGGUCCCACGAGUAGAGUUGUAGAGACACUACCGACUCAGAUAGAAACAGAACCUUUAACAGAACCGUCGGAAGAAAGAUUGAGAAAGGAUGAACAAAGGCAGGACCCCGAAAAGUGUGCAACAUGUUCGGGAGUAACAGGAAAUAAGCUAGAAGAUGUAACUGGUGUGCCCGGCAGCAAUGUAGUAUUAUAUAGAUGUUUACAAUGUGGUCGCAAUAAUGCUAAACGUCGAGUGAGUCACGAUGAGCGAACGUUAGACAACGACCAAACAGAGGACAACGGCGUAGACGUGGACGGGAAAAGGAGAAAAGAAGAGGACAAAGACAAAGAUUUGGAAAGGUUGCGUUACCUCGAGUCUCGAGUCGCCGAUUUGGAAGAAGCCAACACAUGCAGCAUUUGCAUGGAACGGCGGAGAAACGUAGCCUUCCUUUGUGGCCACGGUGCGUGUGAGCAUUGCGCUGCGCCGCUUAAAACAUGCCACAUGUGUCGCAAAACUAUAACCAAAAAAAUCAAUUUGUAUUAAUACGAUUCUAGACACCAAUUUCGCUCGACCAUCCGUUCACCUCACCUCGUGUAGAAUUACGAAAAUAUAUUAUAUUAUUAUCAUCAUAUGACUUCUAACACCUAUUUGAUAUUAUUCACACAAAUAUUUAUAAUACUAAUAAUAAUAAUGAUGAUAUUAUAUUGUAAUUACAUGUGUGAAGUUAGCACUACGUUCUUCGUUUUGAUUCUCUUUCAACACUUUGUAUUGUUAGCUUCUAUUGCUUGAUUCCAACCCACCAAUUGGUUGAAUGACCAAUAAUGAUCACAUGUUGACUGAACGAUCCUUUUUGAAAUAUUUUAUGUAAAUAUACUGUUUAUGUUAUUUUUAUUUCUUGUAAUAGUCAAUAGGUGCGACAUCAAUAGUACCGAAAAGAAUUUUUGUUACCAGUAUGUAUGGAUCAUUUACUUGAUCACAAUGUGCACAACUUUUGCCGGGCAAAUUUGCUGUUCGGUACGCGAACAUUGUGUACUUAAUAUUUACUCUCGGUUACAGUGAAAGCCAGUUUUAUGGCAAAUCAUUUUUCCGAAGGUCUAUAACUUUGAGAAACGAUCGGUACAACCUUUGUACAGUAAUACGUUUUGAUGAUGCAAUGACCAGAUUAUAUGAAAGUGCCGAAUGUUAUAAAACAGUCAAGUUGGAAAGGAAUUAUUAAUCUUACGCAGGGAUGCAUUAACCAUUUCACACACUGAUAUUUACGGGUAUUUGAGCUUUUUUCAUUGGUCAGACGUCUACGAAAGUCAUAAUUUCACGAGUCAUGUAGACUUUUUUCCAACCAGAACGAAAAAAAAAUAUCAAAAAUCAAAAAUGUUAAUUUCGAUCCAAUCUUUGUUAUUGUAAUGCUUAUACUUCGAGUCAUUCUUCACAACUUAUUCUGUCACCCGAUUUCUCAAGUAUCAUAAUCUUCAUUUAGUUCAAAUUUUGUCGACUCCCAUAUGUGUCAUUAGGUAAAUGAGAAUACGUUAUUGACUCACCUAAUUUUAUCAGAUUGAGAUCUACUUAAAAAAUUAACAUUUAUAAAUUUGUAAUGAAUACGAGCAUCCAUCGUAUAAGACAGGGUACAUAAAAGCACCGCAUGUUGUUUUCUAGCGCGGUAAAUUUCAUUCUUCAAUUAUAUCAGACAAAAAGCCGUAACGUUUUCUCCACAUUGCAUAAACCUGCGCAUCCCAUCAUCACUUAGUUUAAGUAGAAUGAUAUAAUAAGAAUGGCGAUGAGAUAGUUUAAAAAUGAAUCAAAUAUCAAAUAUAUUCUCCGAAAUAGUUCCAAUUUUUUAAUUAUAUACGUUUGAUAUCCAAUUCAGCAUAGACGAAGAGAAUUAUU